CGGGCGCUCGGCGUUGGGCCGCUCGGCAGCCGCAGCCGCAGCGCGGGGCCGCCCCCCCGCGGGGCCAUGACCGAGUACAAGCUGGUGGUGGUGGGCGCGGGAGGCGUCGGGAAGAGCGCUUUGACCAUCCAGCUCAUCCAGAACCAUUUCGUGGACGAGUACGACCCGACCAUUGAGGAUUCGUAUAGAAAGCAGGUGGUUAUUGAUGGAGAGACGUGUCUGUUGGACAUCCUGGACACUGCAGGCCAGGAGGAGUACAGUGCCAUGCGUGAUCAGUACAUGAGAACCGGGGAAGGAUUCCUCUGUGUUUUUGCUAUUAACAACAGCAAAUCAUUUGCUGAUAUUAACCUUUACAGAGAACAGAUCAAGAGAGUGAAAGAUUCAGAUGAUGUGCCAAUGGUGCUAGUUGGGAAUAAGUGUGAUUUGCCCACAAGAACAGUAGACACAAAACAGGCUCAAGAAUUAGCAAAAAGUUAUGGAAUCCCCUUCAUAGAGACAUCUGCUAAAACAAGACAGGGUGUGGAAGAUGCUUUUUACACACUGGUGAGAGAGAUCCGGCAGUACCGGAUGAAAAAGCUCAACAGCAGUGAAGAUGGGAACCAAGGUUGUAUGGGAUUGUCUUGCAUUGUCAUGUGAUAAGAUGCCAAGAACACGGGGUUCAGAUGCAGCUGCUGGACGAGUCUCGAUGCCACUGUACUGCGUCUCAUGCUGAUGCCCUGCAGUAUUUUGGUGCCACUGACCAGAAUCUUGGUACCAGUUAAUUAGCACAAGGUCGUUUUCUGUGCUCCAUCUGAAGAGAACAUCCAUGGCAUCUACCUCCUUGCUCAGCUAACGGAGCAGUCACAUCUCUUGAUGUACUGGGAUUCUUUUUCACACUGUGUUAUCUGGGGUUUGUUCAAGAAGAAAACCAGUCACAAGAAAAGUGAACUAUAGAGACUAAAUGCUGUGAAAAAGAUGACACUUUACCUCUAGAGUAAAAGCUAGAAGUGAUGUUUGUCCCCUUUCUAUUGGAUUCUGGUUUGCAGUGCUGACAGAGGAGUGGCACUAAUCGUUGCUUGGCAGGUAAUGUCAGAAAGGGUUUUGCCACCAUGAGUGCAUGGCACGUUACCAGACUAGUAUCUGCUCUCUCUACACCCAUGCAGCAUAUUUGCAGCAUCUCCUUUGUGCCAGGAGCACCAUUUAACUGAUCCUUCAUUUUCUGUAAUAAAAAGGAGGUGUCCUUCCUAACUUAAGUGCCUGUUUGCUAAGAAGAUUUGAAGUUGUCCCCUGUUCCCUUGGCUAGAGGAAAACCCCAAGGACUAGAAUUUCUCGGAAGCUCAUUUAUCUUCAGCAGGCAGCUCUUGUGUGGGUGAUGGAUUUGCCUGACAGGAUACUAAACUGGGAAUCUGUAGGCUGGAAGAUCCAGCAGGCACUUGUAAGACUUGAACUAAGGAAGGGGACAUACAGCAUCUUUUUAUUUUACUUUCUUAGUAGGUGGAACUGUUUAUAUUCUCUGAUGGUUUUCUUCAGCGUUCAGAUCUCUUCCAAGUGGGACCAAAUUAGUCAGCUGUUCGUUUUUAACAUUAACUGCCAACAUUUAUGGGCAGCUUCUCAAUAGUUAAUCAAGUAACUGGAGGUUGGUUAGUUUGGGUAGCUGUUACUCAGCUCUGUCUGUACCUUGCAAGUUAUUUCAUUGUGAAUUAACGUUCUUACCACCAGACUGUAAACACAGGCUCUUGAAAAUGUCUCUCUGUGAGAUCUAGUCAGAGAGUCUCCUUGUCAGGGAAGGAGCUGGGAGUUCAGGUUUGACUGUAUUUGGUGCAGUAGUUGUCAUGGACUUACUAUGUCCAGGCCAAGGAGAGAAGACAAUGAGCUGCACCAGAAAACUUGAGCCAGAUUCUGAUUGCAGCAUCCUUGCAAAAGGAGGAAGGAAGCGAGUUGAGCGAUGAUGACGCAGAAGGUGUGUGACACACUGAGGGCAAUUCUGGGCUUGUUCUGACAGCCUCAAACUCAGAGAGAACUACUGCAUAAGCUGCCUCAGUUCCUUCUAGAACAAAACAUGGUCACCUCACAGAAUUGGGACACACAAGUGGAGUCACUGUUGCAAAAGCUGCCAGUGUUCCUCUGAGGCCUGGUUCUUGUGCUGCUGCUGCUGGGUUCUGCUGUGUGUGUGUCAGUGCCUGCCAGUGUGAGGCUGUGCUUCCCACUUAGGAUCUGGUGGAAGAGUGAGGAGCCUUCAGCCAACAGAGGGAGCGAUCAGUCAGUCUGCCCAAACUGCCAGAGGCUUCAUUUCAGUUUGCUGGUGUCAGAUUUUCAUGUCUCAAUUUGGAGUUCUCAGUUUCAACUAGAAAUUAGAAAUCAGUAAAUGCUGAGAGAAGAAAUUGUUCCUUCUAAUGCUUCCUUCACUGCUUACAGUUUUAAUUCUCUUCUUGGGAUGCAGAGAAUCACUCUGCAUUAUGUUUUCUUUAUCCAUAAUAAUCCUUAGAAGUACUUCCUGCAAUUUACUUUGCCCUUGACUGAUGUGACACCAAUAAAAUUAAACCCACAAUGUUUUCACAUGAGAUGUUAUUUUCCAGCAGCAUGCACAGUGGUGGGCAGCAUUGUGACAGGUAGCACUGGCUGUGAGUUGAGUUUGUUUGAAGAUGACCUCAUCCCUGCAAGUUAAACGUGGCAGAAUUCCCAUCACAGCAAGCUGUGAUAUCUGUGAUCAGUGAGCAGUGUUUUAUUUGGUGCAAGAAGUUACCUGUGAAAGCAUUCUCUGAGCACUGUGGCAGGAGGUGACUGUCUGCUGAGAGAGAGAGAGAAUUGUGCCACACUGUUGUCCACCUCACAAAAUCCAGGUAGGAAAGGAUCGCUUCUGGGAUACACAUCUGCUCACAGAGACUCAGCAUUUUGGAAGGACUGCACUGUGGAGUUCUGCAGUAGGUUGGAAUGGUGAGAUCCUGUCAUCCAGGCCCAUGUCUCUUUUUCCAGUUAUCUGGGCAAGGGGAGUUUUCUUCCCUGGCAAGCAGCACUGCCGUGUUCAGGGCUGUGAGAAACCUUUUGCAGGUGACGUUUGAUGUUUGAAGGUUGUGUGGUCAAGUGUGGAAAAUUACUGCUUCUGGAUGGAGAUUUGUCAUGAUCAUUCUCUACCUUGCACAUCAUGUUCUGGUUGUCAUUAAAAAUGUACUAACUGUAACUCCAAAAGCUGUGAAUCCUCACAAUUGUAUGGAACUGGCAAAUGCAUUUGCUUUCUCUUCUGUGUUCACUUUUUCUUGGGCUAUAUGAAAUGUUGAAAGGGAAGAAGCCCUGGUAAGGGUUGGUCAGUAUGUGUUUCACCUUUGGAACCUUAGAGGGGGAUGCAUCAGCUCUUAGUCUGCUGCAGAGCUGACCUGCAUGUAUUUCAGUUACAAAUGGAGUGGGUGAUACAAGACCAGGGUGUGAUUCUGGUCAUUAGUCUGAAGUAAAUGGCUGGACUUUGUUUCCAUGUCUAUGUAAGAGAACCCUGAUUUCGAUGGCAACACAGAGAACUGUGGAAGGACAAAACCCUGAGAGCCUUUGGGAACAUGAUUUAGAAGAUGAGCAGAGAAGUUUUUGCACAGGACAGAUCCCUGGAAAAGGUGGGUUUGUAGAGCUAAGUCCAAAUGUUGUUACUUAGAACUAACAGCCCAACGCUGGGUUAGUGCCAGGCUAACUUUGCUGUCCUGGCUGGGAAGAAUGGGAAGAACAUUCUGAGGUAAAAUAUAUAGAAAGGGUAAAGCUCUCAUCAGAGAUUACAAGUGUCAGUAACUGAAAGAAGUAUGUCUGUGUUAGGACUGAGGACAGCUGUCUAUGAGAGAGCAUCACUCUGCAGCUUCUAACUGGUAGUGUCCCCACUCCAACGUCUUGUCCAAACAACAGCGCUCACAUUUUGUUCCUGUUACUUUGGAUCAUAACCAUGAUUUUUAGUACAGGCCAAUGAAUUAGAAUUAGGUUUUCAAGCAAGUUCAGGCCUGUGGUGGGAAGGAGGGCAGUGGAAGUUUGAGUUACAUUCUGAUCCCAUAGGUGAUCCCCCUUUUACACCCCAAGCCUUGAGUGACUGUUUAACCUCCCAGAUGCUGGGGAGCUUUUGGGAUCUGGACUCUUUAUCUAAGGGCUAAUUUGUUAUUACUUUGUAUAAUGAUUUGCUUUCAAUAAUGCAUCUCUUUUGGUUUGAAGUAAAUUAUUUUGCUUCUUAAGUAACUUUUUUAAAGAAUAAACUUUGAAUUCUU
Messenger RNA from Colius striatus (speckled mousebird), 4208 nucleotides. RefSeq names its product NRAS proto-oncogene, GTPase (gene NRAS). Gene Ontology annotation, molecular function: GTPase activity; GDP binding; GTP binding. The transcript has 5 exons. The record is from RefSeq and is a predicted model, not a curated record. NCBI's taxonomy places the organism in Eukaryota, Metazoa, Chordata, Aves, Coliiformes, Coliidae. Gene Ontology annotation, cellular component: plasma membrane. Gene Ontology annotation, biological process: Ras protein signal transduction. Bases 67 to 636 code for a protein of 189 amino acids.